Molecule: messenger RNA, 2328 nt
Organism: Monascus purpureus
Lineage: Eukaryota; Fungi; Ascomycota; Eurotiomycetes; Eurotiales; Aspergillaceae
Source: the annotation of a GenBank genome assembly
AUGGAGAAGUUUUUACGUUCCUGGAGACAGGAUGCGCUCAAUCGCGGCCAGCAUGAUGCGGCGAUUUACAUAGGGGAUAAAGUGCUCGCCUUGACCAACAGCGACUCCGAUGCUUUUUGGCUAGCCCAAGUGCAUUUCUCCAACAACAACUACACGCGAGCGCUGGCGUUGUUAUCGCGCCAGGAUCUCAUUACCAGAAGCACCGCUUGUCGAUAUCUCGCUGCGCACUGCUACAUCAAACAAAAUCAAUUCGACCAGGCUUUGUCGAUACUAGGCGAUCACAAUCCCACACACUUAUUCCGCUGCAGCAAUAGCCGUCGCAAGCUCCAGCAUCUUAACAGCCGCAGCCAUGUCACUCUGCGCAACGGCAAAACGACCGCAUCUCGAUCCGGCCGUAUAAACAGCAAUGAAGAGCGGGAGCGGGAGGAUGCCAGCAACAUCCGCUUUGAGGCCGCCAUGUGCUACCUCCGAGGGUUGUGCUUCGCCAAGCAGAAUGCCUUUGACCGCGCCCGAGACUGCUACAAGGAUGCAGUCCGCAUUGACGUCCAGUGCUUUGAGGCUUUUGAUCAGCUCAUGAAGAACUCCCUCAUGUCCCCCGCGGAGGAAUUGGAGUUCUUAGAAUCGUUGGAUUUUGAUUCUGUUUCCAGUCCGGACCCGUCUGUCUCUCAGGAAGCGGCACAUUUUACUAAGAUGCUAUACACUACUCGUUUAUCGAAAUACUCCUCGCCUGCGAUUUUAUCAGAUGCUACGGAGACCCUCUCUACCCAUUAUAAUCUCGCAACUAACCCUGACAUUCUCCUAUCCCGUGCAGAAGCGCUUUAUACCCAGUGCCGAUUCGCCGAAGCCCUCGAGCUAACUUCGUCCAUUUUGUCGAGCUCGCAGCCCUCAUCGGAGCUCACAGUAACACCGCAUCUGUCAGUCCAAAAUCACCUUGGCCAUCCACCUGCUGUGUAUCCUCUCCACCUGGCCUGUCUCUACGAAACGGGGGCAACAAAUGCACUUUUUCUCCUCGCGCAUACGUUAGCUGACCAUGCACCCGAAGAGUCAUAUACCUACCUGGCUAUUGGAGUCUACUAUCUCUCAGUCUCGAAGAUUGCAGAGGCACGACGCUUCUUUUCCAAGGCUUCCUUAUUGGAUCCGCAUUCGGCCCCAGCAUGGAUUGGGUUUGCUCAUACGUUUGCCGCCGAAGGCGAACACGAUCAGGCCAUUGCUGGCUACAGCACAGCUGCCCGACUAUUCCAAGGAAGCCAUCUGCCACAGUUGUUCCUCGGGAUGCAACAUCUGGCCUUGAAUAACAUGUCUCUCGCCCACGAGUAUCUAUCUGCCGCCUAUGCCAUGUCCACUGGCUCUGCAUCCGGGAAUGUUCCCGUCAUCUCUGCGGAACCGUCUGCCGGGCUCCCUUUGCUCGGGGGUGAUCCUUUAGUCCUGAACGAGUUGGGGGUUGUCCUGUAUCACCAGGACCAUCUCGAUGCCGCCGUAGAGCUCUUCCGUCAGUCGCUCAGCUUGGCUGCAUCCCUCAAUUGUGAAGCAGGCGCCUGGGUAGCUACACGUGCGAACCUUGGCCAUGCAUUGCGACGUAUCGGGCGUUUUAACGAUGCCUUGGCAGAAUUCGAUGAAUGCCUUCGCAUCGGUGCGGGAGGUGCAAGCAUGGGCUACAGCCCGUUUCUCGGUGGUAGCGGCGGCAGUGCAGCGGGUGUAUCUUUGUCGUCGGGCGUAGGCGGCUACGAGGAUCGCGGUUUGAUCGGUUCACUCCACACAUCCAGAGGCCUAGUCUUGUUGGAACUGGGCCGCACCACGGACGCAGUGACCGCGCUACACGAAGCCGUGCGUGUCCUGGGAGCCAGUGGAGGCGGUGAUGCAGCGGGGGGGGCUGGCGUAGCUGGCACAUUAUUGUCGCGUGCGCUGGAGAUCUGGGCCCUUGAAGGACGUGAAAAGGACAAGUCACCCCCUGAGCCGGAGCUACCCAAAGCGUCUACAUCGGGGACUCGGGGUUCCACAAGGCCUCGAGACAAAGGUAAGGGAAAGCAGGCCUCGGAGGAUGUGACAAGGCGGAGAGGUUUGUCGGCUAGGCAAGCGCGGCACGAGGAAGAAUAUGACGCUACCCAGCAGGAACCAGAAUCAGGAACUUUGGAGGAAAGAAUGGAAAUGGAGCUCGAUGACGAAGCAGACGGUCUAUUGCGUCGGGCUAUGGGUCGAGUCAGACCCGGCAGAUCCGCUCGUCGGUACGGCCAGAAGGAUCCGGAGACACUGGCGAACGAAACCCCAACAUCAACAGGAACUCAUAUUCGACCUUCAAGGUCAACAAGAAACGGCAAACACAGACCGUAA